CACUGAAUCCCUGUCCGUCCGGGACUCCUGCUCCCGUCCCCGAUGGAGCUGGGUGGCGGCGGCGGCGGCGGCGGCGGCGGCGAGAGCGCCGCCAAGCGCGCAAGGCUCUCCUCCGGCGAUGCCGAUUCGGCCGCCGCCACAGGAGAGGACCGGCUCAGCGCGCUCCCCGAGGACGUCCUCGUCUGCAUCCUCCUCCACCUCACCACCAGCGCCGCCGCACGGACCAGUGUCCUCUCCCGCCACUGGCGCCGCAUCUGGGCCCUCCUCCCGGUGCUCUGCUUCCGCUACCCCCCAGAUCCCCGCCAGAUCGGCCGCGCACUCGAGGCUCACGAGGCGGCCCUCCUGCGCCUCUACGUCUGCACCCAGGACGCGGACCCCGACUCCAUGUCGGCCUGGCUCCCCGUCGCCGCGCGACGCCUCUCCGGCGGCCUCUUGUUUCACAACGUUGUUGUGCGGGAGAGGGGCGCCCAGGAAGGCGACGAGGAGGAGGCCGCGCAGAGCGGCGCCUUUGAGCUCCCCUGCCUGGAGCGCGCCACAGAGGUCUUGCUUCACCUAGGAUUCCUCGGCCUCGCCGUGCCUCCUGCCGGCGUCUUUGCUCGGCUCACCAGGCUGUGCCUGGUUCGCGUUCGGCUCUACGGUCCGGGUGAUCUCGGUGAUGCUGUUUCCUGGCCGCGAUGCCCGUGCUUGCAGAAGCUCACCGUCAGUGACGCCAGGGGGCUGGACAACCUUGCCAUCCAUUCAGAUUCUCUCUGGCAAGUGGAACUCAUCGAUCUGCGUGGCUUGCAGCAGCUCAACAUUGUGGCACCGGCUCUUAAGGAAUUGAAAGUUAAACACUGUUUCUUCUACAGUCCAAGCAAGCCGGUUGCCAGCAUCACAGCGCCUCAGCUGGCAACCCUUCGGUGGAUGGAUCCAUAUGAUCCAAGCUCUGUCCAUCUUGGCGAGAUGAGCCAUCUUCGAUUACUGAGGCCUUUCUUCUUUGUUGUUUAUGGGAAUGACAGCUACGCACACAAUCAGUCUUGUUUAAGUCUCUUGCGGCCUUUCAAGGUCAUCAAACAUCUUAUACUCACACUGGCCUAUCUGUGGGACAUAGAUGACUAUCAAUAUGUGAUGGAAGAUAUGACAAUGCUCCCAGACAUCACGAUUUUGCACCUGAAUAUAUUGGCAAACAAACAUGCUUUUGGGGCCAGCGCAUUUCAUGCUCUCAGAAUGUGUUCUGGUAUAAGGAAGCUAAUGCUGGAAUUUCUUGCUCCUACAGUGGUGGAGGCACAAACUACAUGCCCACCGGGUUGCAUUUGCGGUGAGCACCAAAACUGGGAAACCGAGCACCUGGUGUUGAAUCACCUCAAAGAAGUAGAAAUCACUCGGAUGAGAGGGUCUGAACAUGAAGUUACUUUUGUGAAGCAUCUAUUCAUUUGGGGGACAGCCUUGGAAAAGAUGAUGGUGUUUUUCGACAAAUCGGUUACUGAAAGCGCAGCCAAGGAGUUGUCCCAGGUGCUACGAAGCUUUGCUAGGCCGGAAAUACGCAUGGAAAUCCACACGUAUCUGGACAUGGUGAUGAUGAUGUAUGAACCCGAAGACUAAAGGCACCGGGUUAUCGUGUAGUUUUCCUCUUUUUGUUGUGUACUGCAGUGGUUGAAAUCAUCAAAAACCUACAGCACAGGGAAUGUGCUGGCAGGCAUGCAUGCCGAGGAGUGGUGAUCCAUCUUGUUUGGAUCAUCAGUCCAAUGACUCUUGACUCUGUAAUGCACAUUUACAAGCCUUUUGUGAAGGAAUGGUUAGGUUGAUCCUUCUUACACGAUCA
Messenger RNA from Sorghum bicolor (sorghum), 1801 nucleotides. RefSeq lists its product as uncharacterized. The record is from RefSeq and is a predicted model, not a curated record. The transcript has 3 exons. Bases 43 to 1581 code for a protein of 512 amino acids. Gene Ontology annotation, molecular function: protein binding. NCBI's taxonomy places the organism in Eukaryota, Viridiplantae, Streptophyta, Magnoliopsida, Poales, Poaceae.